Pteropus alecto (black flying fox) is the source of this 878-nucleotide messenger RNA. It is a transcript of the gene SSU72, whose product is annotated as SSU72 homolog, RNA polymerase II CTD phosphatase. Lineage: Eukaryota; Metazoa; Chordata; Mammalia; Chiroptera; Pteropodidae. Gene Ontology annotation, cellular component: mRNA cleavage and polyadenylation specificity factor complex; nucleus. Gene Ontology annotation, molecular function: RNA polymerase II CTD heptapeptide repeat phosphatase activity. The coding region runs from base 132 to 527 and encodes 131 amino acids. Gene Ontology annotation, biological process: termination of RNA polymerase II transcription. The record is from RefSeq and is a predicted model, not a curated record. The transcript has 4 exons.
UCCUCUCCCUUGUGUCUUUCAGCAAACGGGGGUUCAGCGUCCGGUCCUUCGGAACAGGAACCCACGUGAAGCUUCCAGGACCAGCACCCGACAAGCCGAAUGUUUACGAUUUCAAAACCACAUACGAUCAGAUGUACAAUGACCUCCUUAGGAAAGACAAAGAACUCUACACGCAGAACGGCAUCUUGCACAUGUUGGACAGAAAUAAGCGAAUCAAGCCCCGGCCAGAGAGGUUUCAGAACUGCAAGGAUCUGUUCGACCUGAUCCUCACCUGCGAGGAGAGGGUGUACGACCAGGUGGUGGAAGAUCUGAAUUCCAGAGAGCAGGAGACCUGCCAGCCAGUGCAUGUGAUCAACGUGGACAUCCAGGACAACCACGAAGAGGCCACGCUGGGGGCGUUCCUCAUCUGCGAGCUCUGCCAGUGUAUUCAGCACACGGAGGACAUGGAGAACGAGAUCGACGAGCUGCUGCAGGAGUUCGAGGAGAAGAGCGGCCGGGCCUUCCUGCACACUGUCUGCUUCUACUGAGCCGCCGCCCGCCCGCCCCGCUCCCCGCUCCCGAGAUGCCCGCGCGCGGCGGCUGCGCCCACGCCCGCUGCCCGGAGCAGACGGGAUGAGGCGGAAGGCCAGGGGACGGCAGUCAAGUCUUUUUAUCCCACUUUUACUCACGAGUGGGGUAUUGAGUAUGAAGUUUUUUUCUUUAACCAAAAAAGGAAAAUGGUUUAUAGUACGUUUCCCCCAACAUACCUGUUUUCCGUUGUGCUUCCCGCCCCUGCCCCGUGCCUGGCUGGAGUGUACAGAUACCUGAAUAAAGCCCCGGCUGUAUCUUCUCAGGAGAGAAACUGCAACUGUCCAAUAAACGUGCUGCUGGUCACCUCC